AUGAAGAGUAUAAUAGGCAUGACCCGCGCCGCGCAGUGCGAUGUGGCAGGACUAAAAAGGAGGACGCCGGCGACUGAGCGACGCCUUCGGCGGGUGCCAAGUAGGAAGCGGUGCGCGGAGGGGCCGUGGCACGUCGCCGCCAUCAAUCACGGCGCGCGGUGCCAACGACCGCAGGCCCUGCCAAUGCCAGGGCCGGUGACGUCACGACGCCAGCUCCCAACGGCCAGCACCGCAUACGGCCAACGCGGCCAACCCUUCGGCGGACGUCGAGGACAAAGGCGUCUCCCUGCGAUUGUUCUCCACGCGACGGACUCGGAUGCGCGUCUUUGUGUGCGUCCGCUCGCACCGACAUCGACACCGUAUACGCGAAAUCUGAAGGACACGUAUGAUCGUGUUUGUAGAUCCGUUCUGUGCGUUGCAAUAAUUCAUUCGGUGCGUCAA
Messenger RNA from Iphiclides podalirius (scarce swallowtail), 441 nucleotides. The record is from the annotation of a GenBank genome assembly. NCBI's taxonomy places the organism in Eukaryota, Metazoa, Arthropoda, Insecta, Lepidoptera, Papilionidae.